GCUUCUUCUUCCCGCUUCCUCUCACUCUACUGCAGCCCCCAUUUUUUUUCCCCUGCUCUCUCCUCGGUUCCUUCGAAGCCCGAAGGCCAAAAAAAGAAAUUCCAAAUCCUAGCGCCGGAGAUCUCCGCGACCGAGAUCUCCACUCCCAUGGCCUCUCUCUGAUCCUCUCCUUUUCUGGUUCUCGGAAGAAACCGUAGCAAUGGAGAGGGAUCACUCCUCCGACUCCUCCUCCGACGAGGAGGAGGACCGCCGAACCCUCGUCCCCCAGAACGAGGUGAAGCCCCGGCACCCGUUCUGCGCCUUCGAGAUCGGCGACCUCCCGGCCCGGAUCCGCCGCGGCUUCUGGACCAGCAAGCGCUACCUCCUCGCCAUCUGCCUCCCCCUCGUCCUCAUCCUCCUCUUCUUCUCCCUCGACCUUGGUAGCCUCUUCAAUGGCGUCUCCAUCGUCCGGACUGACUCCCCUGGUGACCGGAUGCGGGAGUCCGAGCUCCGGGCGCUCUAUCUCCUCAGGAACCAGCAAUUAGGGCUUCUUAAACUCUGGAAUCAGACCCUCUCUACUGCUCAUUCCGGAUCCGAGGCCUCUCCUGCUACUCCUUCAGUUCCAUCCAACAGCUCCAAUUCCACCACUUCAGGUAAAGUCGUCGAUCUGCCGCAGUCCUUCAAGUCGGUCUCGUUCGCGGAGUUCAGAUCGGCAUUGCUGGAGCAGAUCAAGCUCAACAAACAGAUCCAAACAACUCUUCUUUCCGCUCAUCGGGUCGGGAACACUUCCUCGGAGUUGUCAGAUGACAAUAUGGGUUUCGAUCUAUCUGGUUCUGGAGUUGAUGUGUGUAAAAUAGUGGAGAGACCGAAGGAAAGAAAGACGAUUGAGUGGAAACCGAAGAAAGAUCGUUACUUAUUUGCGAUAUGUUUGUCUGGUCAGAUGUCCAACCAUUUGAUCUGCUUGGAGAAGCACAUGUUCUUUGCUGCACUUCUGGGCCGCACGCUGAUUUUGCCGAGCUCCAAAUUUGAUUACCAGUAUGACCGUGUCUUGGACAUUGACCACAUCAAUCAGUGCUUUGAUAGAAAGGUUGUGAUCACGUUUGAAGAAUUUUAUGAAAUGAAGAAGAAUAAGAUGAGGAUAGAUAGGUUUAUAUGCUAUAUUGCUUCGCCCCCUUGUUAUCUGGAUGAGGAGCAUACAAAGAGGUUGGAGAAGUUGGGAAUUUCGUUGGGCAAGAUCGAAGCUGCUUGGCCUGAGGAUGCCAAAUUGAAGACGCAAAAGAAGAGGGUUGUGGAUGAUAUCAUGCCCAAAUUCUCAUCUGACGAUGAGGUUCUUGCUAUUGGGGAUAUGUUCUAUGCUGAUGUGGAGGAGGAGUGGGUGAUGCAGCCAGGUGGUCCGCUUGAUCACAAAUGCAAGACGGUGAUCCAACCGAGUCGGCUCAUUAUUCUUACGGCGCAGCGUUUUGUGCAGACGUUCUUGGGGAGUAACUAUAUAGCUCUGCAUUUUCGUCGGCAUGGAUUCCUGAAAUUCUGCAAUGUGAAGAAAGAGAGCUGCUUUUAUCCCAUUCCCCAAGCAGCAGAGUGCAUACUACGGAUGGUAGAAAGAGCUAAUGCCCCUGUGAUUUAUCUUUCUACUGAUGCUGCUGAUAGUGAAACAAAUCUUCUACAGUCUAUGGUUCUGGUUAAUGACAAGCCAGUUCCGCUGGUCAAGAGACCAGAUCAUAAUAGUGCUGAGAAAUGGGAUGCCCUGUUAUAUCGAAAUCAUAUGGGCGGAGAUGGUCAGGUUGAGGCCAUGCUGGAUAAAACAAUCUGCGCAUUGUCAAAUGUUUUCAUAGGGGCGUCCGGUUCAACUUUCACUGAAGAUAUUAUUCGGCUCCGGAGAGGCUGGGAAUCUGCUUCCCAGUGUGAUGAGUACCUUUGCCAGGGAGAGCUGCCUAAUUACGUAGCCGAGCUGCAAUGAUGGAAGAGCCAUUUGGUUGUUGUGCCCUCCGUCACACCAUCACAAAUAUAUUCUUAGUUCGUAGUGGUUACGUGUAUAUUGAUGCGUCAAUUGAGUUUACGAUAGUAUUUUGUUCCCAAUGACCUUGAUUCAUUCUGCAGACUGCCCAUUUGGUUGUUGUGUUCAUUAGUGUAAUAGCAAUUCAUGACCAGCUUCUGUCAAAAGCUUCAUCAUUUUGGUGCAGCGGGCAACAAGUGUAUCAGAUCCUAGGGGGUGGAAUAUGUCUCUAUUAGAGAUGAUUUGAGCUUUAAUAACCUAGAUCAUCUCUUUCCUUAGUACUGUGAACAAAAUAUUACUAUGAAGCCUGUAUCAACUUAAAUUCACAACUUCAAUUUACGGCCUUUGUUAGCAACUUUUGAGGGCAAAAUUGCAUUUUUCC
This is a messenger RNA of Elaeis guineensis (African oil palm), 2354 nucleotides long. Its product is annotated as O-fucosyltransferase 36. Lineage: Eukaryota; Viridiplantae; Streptophyta; Magnoliopsida; Arecales; Arecaceae. The record is from RefSeq and is a predicted model, not a curated record. Gene Ontology annotation, molecular function: peptide-O-fucosyltransferase activity. Gene Ontology annotation, biological process: protein O-linked glycosylation via fucose.